Messenger RNA from Camponotus floridanus (Florida carpenter ant), 2545 nucleotides. Its product is annotated as ATP-dependent RNA helicase vasa. Gene Ontology annotation, molecular function: RNA binding; RNA helicase activity; ATP binding. The coding region runs from base 207 to 2297 and encodes 696 amino acids. Lineage: Eukaryota; Metazoa; Arthropoda; Insecta; Hymenoptera; Formicidae. Gene Ontology annotation, biological process: gamete generation; cell differentiation. The transcript has 4 exons. The record is from RefSeq and is a predicted model, not a curated record. Gene Ontology annotation, cellular component: nucleus; P granule.
UUCUCUGCAGCUGAUCCGUCGAGAAGCGCCACACAACGCCGAUGCGCAAUUCGCGGCAGUUGGGCAGUUCGUGUGUUAACGCUUUAGUCUAGCUCUCGUAAAUUUUGUGCUCCUGUAUUUUCGUCUCGACGUGACUGCGCAUUAAACGAUUCGUGAGAGAGGACACGGAGAAUAUCCUGAUUAGUACUAAGACGUGCAAGGCAAAGAUGGCUGAGGAACAGUGGGGAAUUAAUGAUAUGGACUUUUCACAACCACCAAUAAACACGUCCUCGUUUGAUGAAGGACGCGCUCCUUCUCGUGGCAAGGGACGUGGCACAAUUCCAUACAACAACAAUGAUACAAAUUGUUCUGUGGGAGGAUAUAAUUCCCACGACAAUGGAAAAACAGAUGACUAUCAGGAAAACUAUGGCGAUAAUAAAGAAGAUAAUUAUGAAAAUAAUGGAUACCAAAGCAAUAAUGGUAAAAGAUUUGGAGGAAACAAUAGACGACAAGACAACGAUAGGCCACGUUAUGGAAGUAAUAGAGGUGGUAGUGAUGGAAAUGAUCGGUGGCAAGGUAAUAGAGAUAGGAACAAUAGUAGACAAAAUAGAGGUAACAAUGAUGACGAUAAUGAAGAUAAUGGCUAUGAUGGAAAUUACCAAAACGAUAGAAGGAACGACAGACCAAGAAGAGAUAGAGGUGAUAACAGAGGUGGAAGAAGUGGCGGUUAUGGUAGGGACAGAGGUGGUGGUGAUGAUGGUUACAAUGAAAACAGUGAUAACCAGAACAGAAGACGCAGAGGAAAUGAUAAUGAUGGUAGAGAAGGUAAUAAUGAAGAUGAACCAAAGAAAAGGGAGAAUUAUAUUCCACCAGAACUACCUAAUGACGAAAGUUCCUUGUUUGGAAACGAUGUAUCUAUGGGAAUAAAUUUCGAUAAAUAUGAUGACAUUGAAGUAAAAGUGAGUGGUGAGAACGCACCGCGGCCGAUACAAUCUUUUAAUCAAACUGGACUGAGAACUAUCUUGUUGGAUAAUAUUAAAAAAUCAGGUUAUACAAAACCUACUCCUGUGCAAAAAUAUGCUAUUCCAAUUAUAAUGAGUGGUCGUGAUUUGAUGGCUUGCGCGCAAACAGGUUCGGGCAAAACUGCAGCAUUCGUAGUUCCUAUCCUGCACACUCUGUUAGAGAACCCAAGAGAUUUAAUUACAACGUCCACUUCCUGCGAACCACAAGUACUUAUUGUAUCACCCACACGCGAGCUUACCCAGCAGAUUUAUCAACAGGCCAAGAAAUUUUCUUUGAACUCUAUCAUACGCUGUGAAGUUGCUUAUGGAGGGACAUCAGUUUCACAUAAUAGAGAGAAAAUAUUUGCCGGUUGCCACGUUUUAGUUGCAACACCAGGUAGAUUAUUAGAUUUCAUUGGAAGAGGAAGAAUUAAACUUUCUUCUUUACGUUUUUUCGUAUUGGAUGAGGCAGAUCGAAUGCUAGAUAUGGGCUUUCUACCAGAUAUCGAAAAAAUAGUAGAUCAUGAAACAAUGGUGCCUGCGGAAGAAAGACAGACUCUUAUGUUUUCUGCUACCUUCCCAAGUGAAAUACAAGAACUUGCAGGUCGAUUUUUGAAGAAUUAUUUAUUCCUUGCUGUUGGAAUCGUAGGUGGUGCUUGCGCUGAUGUACAACAGAAUUUCUAUCAAGCAUCUGGCCAACCCGAGAAACGAAAGUUAUUGAAAGAACUUUUAGAUAAACAAAGUCAGAUGGGAAGUAUAGAAGGUACUUUAGUAUUCGUCGAGCAGAAGAGACACACGGAUUUCAUUGCUGCUUUCUUGUCAGAGAGCAAUUUUCCGACAACCAGUAUACAUGGUGAUAGAUUACAAAGAGAACGAGAAGAAGCUCUAUCUGAUUUUAAGCGAGGAAAAAUGUCAAUCUUGGUAGCUACAGCGGUUGCUGCGCGAGGCUUGGACAUUAAAAAUGUCGCUCAUGUAAUUAACUUUGACCUACCAAAGACAAUCGAUGAAUACGUUCAUAGAAUCGGACGAACUGGACGUGUGGGAAAUCGCGGCAAAGCGACUUCAUUUUUUGAUCCAAAUGUAGAUACGCCGCUUACUGGCGAUUUGAUUAAAAUUUUAAAACAAGCUGAUCAAGCGAUACCUGGCUGGCUAGAAUCUGGUGGUGGCGGCGGGAGCAGAACCUUUGGGCCAGGAAGAGGAUCAAGAAGAUUCGGCGGAGAAGAUAUUAGAGGCAACAAUGAUGCAUAUGGUGGUGAGACAUAUGAGGACGUUGGUUAUGCACCUCCUGUACCAGCAGAACCAGAAGAGGUAUGGUAGACGAGACAAGUGCCUCUUAUUUUAUUUAAAUACUACUCGUUUUCUUUAAUUUGAAAAAAAAUAUGGUAGAUUCUACAUACAAGUCCACAUAGAAUAUGCACAAAAGUGCAAUAUAUAUGACAGUUAUUUUCCAUUAUGUUUAGUUUAUUGAAUUAAUUCAUAACAUUUGUUAUAUGUAUUACAUCUCUUACAUAGAGAAAGAAUUUAAACACAUUCAGAUUUCUAUUACUACCUCAAGUUUACAUAAG